UUUCUAUUUUCUUUCCAUGAAAACCUUAUUUCAGUAAAAUCACAAAAGGCCAAUGUCGGAUCAACUUUAAGCCUGCCUAGAUACUCAAAACAUAAACAGGAAUUUCAAGUGUUGCAGUACUUCUUCUCCAAGCCAAUUUAUUUUAUUUUCAUUCGCCAUGGUUAAAGUGAUAACUCAGGAAACUUUUGAUGCAGUUGUCAAAGAGAAUGUGGAAGAGUUUGGUUUAGAAUUAGAAGAAGCAAGGAAAGAUGCCAUCAAACAGUUCAUAGCACAAGGUGUUGAUCUCACUAACAUUGUCACUGAUGGACCUACCGAAGGAGACCAAACUCACACGAUAGUCCUUGCGCUACAGAAUUUAUCCAAGCUGUUGGAGAAUGCUGCACCCAAUGAUGCUGAGGUGAUGACAUUUCUCAGGGAACUUGAAACCCAGUGCAACAUUGAUUUAGCCCAUCGCAUUAUGGCAGAAAAAAAUGGGGCAUUUCCCAUAAUCGUUCAGUGCUUGAAGCGCAAUCAGAAUAAUUUGUCAUUGAAAGAGCAGUGUCUGAAAAGCAUGGCAUCUCUCAUACAGGGAUAUCCAGAUUUAGUAACUCAUGAAGGGAUCGAGCUACUCUGCAAUCUCCUGGAAGAGGAUUCUUCAUUAACCACUGUCACUUUAGUGCUGAGUGUGUUGUGCCACAGUUGUAGAAUGCAUGAAAAUAAUCGUGAAUCGUUUAUGGCCAACUUUAAAUUGGCGGCUCGAAUCCGUAAACUUCUCGAAUCGCCUCCUUCUCGCAGCCAUGCCGAGGUGGUCGUUAAAUGCUGCCAGUUGAUUCGUGCUGUCGUGUCGGAUGACGACGUCCGUGUCGAAUUCGGACGAGCCCAUGACUACGCGUGCAUGAUAGCAGAACAAGAAAAAGGACUAGAGCUGCUGACUUCGCUCCUAACGGAGUUCCAAACGGAAAAAACGGUAAUCAACGAGCUGUUGCCGACUCUAUCGCGUUUGGCCGUUCGGAAUGAAUUUUGUCAAAAGAUUGUUGAAUUGGGUGGCCUGGAAUUUGUGAUGGACGUUCUCUCAAAAUAUUACGACGAUAAAGAUUUGGUUGAGAGCAGCUUCUUCCUAAUUAAAUCCCUAGCUGGCAACGACGAUGUAAAGAGAGAGGUCAGCAAGGGCAACGCCGUACCGUUGAUUACCGCUGCGUUGGGUCGGCACCAGUGCGUUCCAGCAUUGGCUGAGAUGGGCUGUGCCGCCAUAGGGGCCCUGUGUCUUAGGACGCCAGAUAACGCAGCGGCCUUUGUUGCCAAUGGUUUCGGACAACUUGUGGUGGACAUUCUCAAAAUCCACAAACUAAAAGUGGGCGUCGAGAGACAAGCGAGCAUGGCAAUCCGGAACAUUGUGGCACGACGGAAAGAUUUGACGACCAUAUUGUUAGAGGCUGGCGUUGAAGAUUUGCUACAAACGGCGAUGAAACGAACACAACGAGCACCAACUGUCGAAAUCAAAGCUGCUUUGCGUGACUUGGGCUGCCAAGUCCAACUGCACGAAGAAUGGACGGGCAAAGGAACUGCCAUGACCAACUAAAAAAGAAACAAGAAAAAAAAAACGUCCAAUAAAAAUCGGUUGUAGAUGAAGAAGAGAGAUCCAUAAUUAUAUCCCAUCGAAAUGGCGGCUGUAACUACCGGAGCUUUGUGAAAGAGGGGAGGAAUCAAUAAUUUAUGAAAUUCUUUCUGCUGUUCUUCUCCAAAAGAGUUUUGAAUAGUUGUCCCGUUUGCCUAAACUUAUGAAUAUAUAUUUAGCCUCUUCAUUCACAGGGACGCUCGUAACUUGGCCAGUUUGAUUGCACAUGCUAAACGCUUUUUCUCGCUUAUCGUCUUGAGCGGUUUUCAGCCAGCUGUGUUCCGCUAAAGCAACAAGUAAAAAAGAAAAAAUCUCUACAAAAAUAAAAAAGAAGAAAGCCUU
Molecule: messenger RNA, 1936 nt
Organism: Daphnia magna
Lineage: Eukaryota; Metazoa; Arthropoda; Branchiopoda; Diplostraca; Daphniidae
Product: armadillo repeat-containing protein 6
Exons: 8
Coding region: 158-1558 (466 amino acids)
Biological process (GO): hematopoietic progenitor cell differentiation
Molecular function (GO): protein binding
Source: RefSeq, a predicted model, not a curated record